Cuscuta europaea is the source of this 2062-nucleotide messenger RNA. The record is from the annotation of a GenBank genome assembly. NCBI's taxonomy places the organism in Eukaryota, Viridiplantae, Streptophyta, Magnoliopsida, Solanales, Convolvulaceae.
CCGGUCUGCUGCACCCUGCACGGUGUGUUCUUCACACCGCUGCCCGCUGCACCUCCCUGCUCACACUGCGACCCCGGCCACCGCUAUGCACUGCCGCACCUACCAGCCGUCACACCGCUCCCUGCGUCCUGCAUCGAAAGUUCACCCAAUCGCCGCAAGCUGCAGAAGAUUCCGACUUCAGUCAGGCUUGAGCAGAUAUUUUACUAUGUCCAAGGUCUGUCCUGAAGGCCCGAGCAAACAUCUCCUUUAGUGCUCCGUUUUAUUUUCCAUUGAUUGCUCAGUUGUAAAGAAGGGGUGUUUUGAUUGCUAAAGUAAUGGAGCCUGCAACCAUGGUGGUUGAAAAACUUAAAGCUGUUGCUCAAUCGACUAAAGACUUUGCUUCUAACAUUCUCAACUUGAGCCAGAAUUCCAACCGCCGGCGCAAUCCGAUCGAAAUAUUGAAGAGACUACAACGGGAAACAUUUUCAGAUAUCAUGAAGCUAAGGGACAGACAAGAGAAGGCGGAACGGUUGCUUUCCUUUUAUAAAACCACCAAAGCGGGUCCCUUCCAAGAAGGUGGCACUUUGGUCAAGGGAGAGGUUGACAUGCUAGGGGCAUUGGUGAUGACGAACACAAUUGAUCAACCAACAUGUGAUGCAAUUCAAAGGGCUGGGAUUAAGAAUGGGAUUGAAUCUAGGAUUUGUUUUGAAAGAAGCAUUGGUGAGAGAGAUAAAAUUGUGACAGAGUUUGUUGGGGGUGAUAGAGGCAGGGAAGAUGCAUUGUGGGCUCCACUUUCUCUGGCUAAAGUUCUUUAUUGCGCCAAUAUGAGCAAAUGGUUCUCUGCCGUGGCUAUUCCGGUGGGUGCUAGGUGUAGGGAUUUCAGUGAUGGUACAAGUUUUCCUCACGAGGAAAAGGCCCUUACAGAUUAUUCAGCAGUAGGACCACCCAUGUUGAAUCAUGUAAAUGGUAGUGCGGUUGGCAUAAUGGUAAGGAAAUCAAAUUUUGUGGCCUCAUUAGCUCAGUUCAUCUCUGUUGUAGGACAAUCAUCACCAUCAACAACCCUUCCUACAACUCUCACUUCUUUCAGCACUUCUGGCCAAAUCGUUUACCAACUUUCCACAAGUACAAAGCUAAGCCUUAUUGGCAUACAAAAAGUGCUGAAAGGUUCAAACCAGCAACCCAGACUUGGAUCCAUGAUCUUUCCUGUUGAGUUUUGGAGGCAAAAUGGACAAUCUUUAGAGGAAGACGGUGACACAAAUGGAUCUAUGGCUUUUAUGAUGGAGUCACGUCUUGACGAGAGUACAAGAAUAGGAGGUUGGGUUGAGAUGGAAAAAAAAUCACAGCCAAGAAAUGUGAAAUGGGCUGUUUCCAUGUCUGAUACCCCUGAGGAUGGUUUAGGGUGGGGUUUGAGUUUGAGUGGGUUGACCCAAAGUCCAAGAAGCAACUGGGAGCAUUUUCAGGUGGAAGCAUGCCUUAAUUUUAACUUGGGGAAGAAGUGUAGAUUGCAGCCUGCUAUUCUUUAUGUGAGGGAUGGCGAUGUCCAAUUCCCAUCUCUUAUGUUUCGGUCAAGCUUUAGCCUCUAGGAGUUUUUUUCUUCAUAUGAAAUAGAAUCUUGGGUUAUUGCUUAAUGCUUAUUCUAUAUGUGUCUACCCACUUGUUUUUUUAUAGAGAAAAGAGUCAAAUGAAAUUGUCACAUAAAGUCAUGUACUCAAUAAAAUGUAAUAUAAAUACGUCUACUUAUAAAAAAUAAUCAUAUGAGUCUUAACCACCUGUUGGCUGUUGACAACCUCGUAAUCCCGGUUUUAGCGUACAUCUGACUAUCUUUUUAAAAUAGAUUUAAGGCUAACGUGAAAUAUUGAUCAGAAUUGGCUUAAAUACAAGGUAAACAUAACGGCACGUAAGCUAAAAUAGAUAUUAAGAGGUUAUCAACGAGUCACUUUGACUCUUUCGAUUGUUUUUUAUAAGUAGACGUAUUUAUAUGAUACUUUAUUGAGUACAUGCCCUUAUGUGACGAUUCCUAAUAAUAUUAUACCGUAUUUGAUCGUUUUCUCUCUUUUUUUAUAUUAUCAUUCUCUAUGAUUGU